AUGAAAUUACGACGAAAAUUUUAUGAAAAUUCGGCUGCUUGUAGUAAAUUGGUAAAAAAAUUUCAUUUUUUUCUAAAAUCCUUUUUAAAGGUUGAUCAAAAAGAUCCAGUUUUCAAGGACAUUGACGAUUUUGUUAAUCAUUUUUGUGAAGACACUACAAAGGCUAGAAGCAUUAGAAAGAUUUUGGUGGCAGCAAAUGGUAUAGCUGCAGUUAAAUUUAUGGAUUCUCUAAAAAAAUUUUUGAUGCAACAUUUUGGGAAUGAAAAACUCAUUAAUUUUGUCUGUUUAACUACAGACCAGGAAAUUCCGUCAGAAUAUCUAAAGAUGGCCGAUCAUAUCAUUUUCUCUCCAGCCGGUGCAAAUACACAUAAUUAUACAAAUGUCGAUGAAAUUGUUGAGCAAGCAACACGAAAUAAUGUUGAUGCAGUGUGUACAGUUUGCAGUUUUGCUAGUGAAAAUCCUCAAUUGCCUGAAGAAUUGAACAAAAGAAAUAUUGUUUUUAUUGGCCCUCCAAGUAAAGCAUUGUUUGCUUUGAGUGAUAAAAUUGCUAGCACAAUUAUAGCUCAGACAGUUAAAAUCCCAACAAUUGCUUGGUCUGGUAGUGGAUUAAUAAUUGAAUCAACAGGAGAAGGAAAAGAAAAAGGAGGGGGAGGAAACGAAUCAGAAAUUUCCAAAGAAUUGUAUUUAAAAGCUUGUAUCUCGACAGCAGAAGAAGGCCUUUUAUCAAUGAAAGAAAAAAAUAUUACUUAUCCAGUAAUGAUAAAAUCAUCAAAAGGAUGCAGUGGAAAAGGAACUAGAAAAUGUAUUAGUGAUGAAGAAUUUCGUUUAAAUUUUACAAGUGUAAAGGAGGAGGUCCCAGAAGCUCCUAUUUUCUUGAUGAAGUAA
Molecule: messenger RNA, 885 nt
Organism: Meloidogyne enterolobii
Lineage: Eukaryota; Metazoa; Nematoda; Chromadorea; Rhabditida; Meloidogynidae
Source: the annotation of a GenBank genome assembly